AUGGCUGUUCCUGGUUCAGAUAUGGCGGUUAGGAAACAAGCUGGGUCUAAUACAGAGAUGGCCUGUGAGACUGAUCCCAUGGCAGCCAGGAGUCAGCUGACCAGACAGGAGGAUGAGGAGUCAUGCCAGCCUUCUAGAAAGCCACUGGGCUGAGAGAUAGUGGUGAGGCAGAGGGAAAGCGGGAAGACUGCAGGCAAAAUUGACAUCUAUAUAACAACAUUAUUCAGAUGUUUUCUUCUUCAUCAUAUGCUCUCAUUCUCAAGUCUUGUUUCAACAUCACUGAAGUGUGUCUGUAUCUUACUGUCAGGGCUAUGGGCUAAGUGCAUUGCAGAGUGAGAUCAUACAGUCGGAUCAAGGAUUCCACAUGAGGUAACUGAUCUGUCUGCCUCUGCAGUCCCCAGGGACAGAGGUUCCGGUCCAGGGCGUCUCUUCAAGCCUUCCUCCUUAAAGAUGCCGUAGGGGAGCUACAGAUAGACAACUUUGACGUCACCACAGCCAGGAGUGGCAGUGCAGCUGUGAACCCACUGCCCAGCCAGGAGAGACAGAGGAAGGGUCAUCAGGAACACACACGUCACACCUCAGAGGUCACCGCUUCCUUGGUGUCAACAUCACCAACAAACUACCAUGGUCCAGGCACACCAAGACAGUCGUGAAGAGGGCACGACAAAGCCUAUUCCCCCUCAGGAGACUGAAAAGAUUUGGCAUGGGGUCCUCAGAUCAACAAAAGGUUAUACAGCUGCACCAUCGAGAGCAUCCUGACUGGUUGCAUCACUGCCUGGUAUGGCAACUGCUCGGCCUCCGACCGCAAGGCACUACAGAGGGUAGUGCAUACGGCCCAGUACAUCACUGGGGCCAAGCUUCCUGCCAUCCAGGACCUUUAUACCAGGCGGUGUCAGAGGAAGGCCCUAAAAAUGUUCAAGGACUCCAGCCACCCUAGUCAUAGACUGUUCUCUCUGCUACCGCAUGGCAAGUGGUACCGGAGCGCCAAGUCUAGGUCCAAAAGGCUUCUUAACAGCUUCUACCCCCAAGCCAUAAGACUCCUGAACAGCUAAUCAUGGCUAACCUGAAUAUUUGCAUUGUCCCCCCCCCCCACCCCCCACCCCCUAUUUUACGCUGCUGCUACUCUCUGUUUACAUGUACAUAUUACCUCAAUUACCUCGACUAACCUGUGCCCCCUCACAUUGACUCUGUACCGGUACCCCCUGUACUGGUACAGUUUUACUGCUGCUCAUUUAUCUUUAUUUUAUUUUGGGGGGGGGGGGGGGGGGGGGGGGGGUAGAUCACUGCUGCUCUUUAAUUAUUUUUAUUUUUUUACUUAUCUAUUUUUUACUUAACACUUAUUUUUCUUAAAACUGCAUUGUUGGUUAAGGGCUUGUAAGUAAGCAUUUCACUGUUGUAUUCGGUGCAUGUGGCAAAUACAAUUUGAUUUGAUUUGACAGGCAGGACACAGACAGGCAGGACAGAGGAGAAUAAGGGUAUAAUAUUACACCUUCCUCCAAAUAACACAAAAAGAGCCUCUUUUGCAAAAUCCUACGAGCAGAGAACCAGAGGCAGAGGAAAAGGCACUAUGUCAACUUAGCAGACCCCUGACAGGCCUCCAUUGGCCAGGGGAAUCACAGACAGGCAGCUGGGAGAGGCACAGAAAUUGGCCACCAUCAGACACCAAUGAGGACAUUAAAGAGAGAAACAUACAAGCCUCUGUGAGAAGGGGUGAUGAUGAUGGUGAUGACAAUGAGACUGAGGGGCGUCUGCAGGCUGUGUCGGCGGUGCCAGUUGAUGAUGUCAUACUUGAGAAGAGCCCCCAGAGGAGGCCAGGGCUGCUGAGAGAGAAGCUGGUCAGGCUGGCCCCGCCCACUGAGCUACAGGACGCUCUCAUUGGUCGAGGAGAGCAGCUUCCUGUGCCACCGUUACUUGUCCCAGUCCUUAGGGUGCAGUCUGCUUCUGAGAGUGAGGGGCAGGCUGAGGGUGAGAGAGUGGGGGAGGGAAAGGGCGUGGGGGAUAGAGAGGCAGAGGUUGAAUGAUGAAGAGCUGCCAUCAUCUCCCCGGACCACUGGAGGGCGCUGUACACCACUGAAAGAUUCCCAGAGCAGUAUGUAUGUGCAUUGUGCUAUGAGUUAUGAUGCAUAAUGUGCAUUUACUAUGAUGCCUAGAUAGAGAAAAUGUUUUACAUCUUCUUGGACCUAGUUUCAGUGUAUUGACCAAGAGAAUAACAUGUUCAAUGUGUGUAGUGAUGCCUUAGGUGCCUGUUGUUCCUGUUCUGCACAGAACUAUUUGGAGAGAAACGGAAGACCAGUCCUUAUGUCAGCGGGAAGUCACUGAGAGAUGGUCAUAAUUUAAUAAAUGUUUCAGCUUAACAGAACUUGCCAUUCUUGGAGAGACAUUUCUGUUUAAUAAAAAAUAGUGUUUCUUUGUUAUCAAAACCCCUUUUUCUUAUGUCUGGCGUCUGUCCCGACACAGGUCUGAGCUCCCCCAGGAGGAAAGCCUUCAGGAAGUGGACCCCUCUUCGCUCCCCCUUCCAGCUCGUGCAGGAGACCCUGUUCCAUGACCCCUGGAAGUUCCUGGUGCCACCAUCUUCCUCAACAAGACCAGUAGUGAGACACAAACACACAUCUGCAAGGCUCAAACACAGACACACACACACGCACAAGGCUCGACCACACACAGACACUUUUCCAAUCAUUUUCUAACAUCUACAAUAAAAACAUUGGCAUUUUCUCGCACAGUCUCUGUCCUCUCAUCCUUUCCAGGUAAGAUGGCCAUCCCAGUGUUGUGGCAGUCGUUUUAGCAUUACCCAUCAGCGGAGGAGACCCGGGGGGCCAGAGUGUCUGAGCUGCUGAGGCCCCUCGGCCUGUAUGAACUCCAAGCCAAAAUCAUCAUCAGGUUCUCUGGUGAGUCACUGUUCCCAUCUCCACCUGUGGAUCCUAGAGAGGAUGAAUGAAGUGUAGAAUGCCUGCACAAUGAUUUCCCUCCUAGAAAGUGAAGUUUUAGUUUGAGUUGAAACGGGGUUGCCAACUAGGGUAUCCUAUCCUCUCUGCGUUAGAGGUGUGUUUUUAUUUACCAGCAGCUGAGAAAUAAUGGAUAUGUGCAUAUCUCCCAUGCAGAUGAGUAGCUGACCAAGCUGUGGCGCUACCCUAUAGAGCUGCAUGGGAUUGGGAUGUACGGCAAUGACUCCUACAGGAUCUUCUGUGUAGAGGAGUGGAGACAGGUGAGUCCUAGUUCUCAUAAGAUGCCACAGAAUAUGUAGGUGAGUUUUAGGAUAAAUUGUUAUGAACAGGAAAAUGAGGAAGGUCCACACUCAGUAUUUGCAGUGAAAGAAAGGAAAAUCUCAUAACAGAUUACUUUUUGGUCUAUGCAUCACAAAUACGAAAGAAUCUACUAUUAGAUGUGUGUGCAAGGUUUUCAAUUUUUCAUUUCAGGAUGAAAUGCAAAUAUUUUAUGCUAAGAAAGAAUAUUGGAUGUAGGUCAUGGAUUUAGAUAUGGUUAACUUUGUGUGUACUGUAUAUGUGCGUGUGUGUCUGUGUGUUUACAGAGGUGAAACCCCAGGACCGUGAGCUGAACAAGUACCAUGCCUGGUUGUGGGAGAACCAAGAGAGGUUGGGAAUCUGA
Coregonus sp. 'balchen' is the source of this 3606-nucleotide messenger RNA. The record is from the annotation of a GenBank genome assembly. Lineage: Eukaryota; Metazoa; Chordata; Actinopteri; Salmoniformes; Salmonidae.